GCUCGCUGGGCCCCGCCCACAUCGUUGAUUGACAGACGAUCAGAUUUCCAGGAUUAAUUAGAAUCGCGCGAGAAAAUUCUCCGCUGUUAGUAAUCGGUGGGCCGGUAGUCCCGGAAUGGAGCUGUAUGACGAGCUUCCCGAACCGCCGCGGGCUCCGGCCGCAGCAGGAUCUCCACCGGCCCCCGGACCUCCAAACGGUAACUCAAGUGGGAAACGAAGAGCGGAAGAGAGUGACCCGGACAGCUGUGAGGGCGCGCACCAGGAAAAGAAAGUUUGUAAAGGAAUCGUGUCAUUAAAAGCUCAUGUGGCAGAAAGGAGAGGAGAAAGGGAAGAGUUACAGGAUGCCCAUGCCGUGUGCGAUCUAAGCAAAGAGUGCCAGACGAUGCUCUCCAACGUAUCACGUCUUUCAUACUAUGCAGUAUUUGAUGGGCAUGGCGGGAGUCGCGCAGCACGAUAUGCAGCACACAAUCUACACCGGAAUCUAGUGAAAAAGUUGCCAAAAGGAGAUGGAGGCAGUGUGGACAAGGCCAUAAAGAAGACUCUGCUCGAUGCUUUCAAACAGACUGAUGAAGAGUUCCUGAAGCAGGCGGCCAGCCAGAAGCCAGCAUGGAAAGACGGCACAACAGCCAUUUGUGUACUGGUUGCAGAUAACGUUCUCUAUAUUGCCAAUCUCGGGGACAGCAGAGCUUUGCUCUGCAGAAUAAAUGAAGAAACGCAGAAAGCCACCGUUUUGAGUUUGAGUAAAGAACACAAUCCCACCCAGUAUGAGGAGAGGAUGCGAAUCCAGAGAGCAGGAGGAAAUGUGAGAGAUGGGCGAGUCCUUGGGGUGUUGGAGGUGUCCCGUUCCCUAGGUGAUGGUCAGUACAAACGUUGCGGUGUCAUUAGCACCCCAGAGGUGAAAAGGUGCCCACUAUCUGACAGUGACCGGUUUGUUUUACUAGCCUGCGAUGGCCUUUUCAAAGUCUUCUCGGCAGAAGAAGCUGUCAAUUUUGUCCUUGGCCAUGUACAGGAUGAAGGCUCUCAAACAGAAGACAUGGACGCUCGGUAUGAAUCUGCCUGUCACCGCCUUGCAAACGAAGCUGUACGGCGAGGUGCUGCCGACAACGUCACCGUGCUUGUAGUCCAGAUCCUGCACUGAUGUUGUGGUCGGGGAGGGUGGGGCAGUGCCAAAACGUUGAUUAAGGACUUUUCCCUUCUCAAGACGUGUCUGUUGCAGUAAAUAACAGAAUUUCCGUGAAAUAACAAUCCAGGAGCAUCUUUUCUUAGAGCCCUGCAUUGUGCCAUUCUUCUAUUAUACCCCCUGAAAAUGUAUUUAAAAAAAUUCAACUGGGUGUUACCAUUUUGCUUGUCAGUGGGGUGUAUCCCUGCCCAGUCUGGCACUGAUUGGGCAAUAUCAGACACCACCCCAACUGGUAAUAUCUGGUUGUCAGUUUAUUCAUACCUUUCUUGGAGGAAUAACAGAGGAAUGGCACAACGCAGAGUUGUAGCAAAAGAUGCGUCAACAUUGUUAUAUUAUAGGGAAUACAGUAGUUUACUAAAGCCGACGUGAAAGGAGUGGUGACAGGUCUGCUUUAAGGCCAGGUCCACAUGUGAUGGGAGCCACAUCACUACCACGUCUAGAAACCAUGGCGAAAAGUGCACGUCUAUACACGACAGGAUUGCAUUUUUUAGCCCAACUCCUAUUGACUUCAGUAGAGAAAAUAUACAGUUCUUUACCACUUUGGACCUAUGGGAAUUCUAAAAAGCAUUUAUUUUCUCCUCCUCGGGCAAAUAUGGAGUGGAAAACCAACUGAACGUGUGGACGCUGAUGCUGUAACAGCCACGUGACCCAUCAUGGAUUGUACAUAACCCUGUAAAGUUCUUGUCAAAUACUUUUUUUCCACAUCAUGCCAUUACGAACGCUUUCACUGAAAUAUUACUUAUCUCUGGAUUUAUGUUAAGGCAGUGACGUGCUAUUUUAGUUUGGGAGUCUGUGACGUAUGCAUAAAACAGACGGAGGGACUUGUUAAAGAGGUUGUCUCACUUCAGCAAAUGGCAUUGAUCAUCAUCAAGGCACUUACUAAUGUAUUGUGAUUGUCCAUAUUGCUUUUAUCCUUUGCUUUGUUUUUCCAUCACAUUAUACACUGCUCGUAUCUACGGCUGCAAUGAUUAUUUGAAGUUAUCAAUAAUAUUCGAUAACCGGAUUCGUUGUCGACAAAUCCUGUUAUCGAAUAAUCGGCCGAUUCGUUGCUGUGCGGGCGGUUAGGCACUAUGCCUGCAGGUCCUUAACCGGCAGUAACUUUUACUUGAACUUUAAAUCAGCGCAUCUUUAUUACCUUACAAUGGAGCUUCGGUAAC
Messenger RNA from Bufo gargarizans (Asiatic toad), 2337 nucleotides. It is a transcript of the gene ILKAP, whose product is annotated as ILK associated serine/threonine phosphatase. The record is from RefSeq and is a predicted model, not a curated record. Bases 116 to 1138 code for a protein of 340 amino acids. Gene Ontology annotation, biological process: protein dephosphorylation. NCBI's taxonomy places the organism in Eukaryota, Metazoa, Chordata, Amphibia, Anura, Bufonidae. The transcript has 10 exons. Gene Ontology annotation, molecular function: cation binding; protein serine/threonine phosphatase activity.